UUGGUGGCUGUAAUUAAAAUUGUCCGAAGGGGCGUGAACUCAUCACCUCACCCGUCUCCGAAAAAAAACCCUGUCGAGUCUCCAGCCUUGUGAUUGGGUCCCGCUCUGCAGGCCAGUGUGGCACGCAUUAAAGACGCGCGCAUGCACGCGCGCGCGCGCACGCACUACAAAGAAGCACCAAAGGCUGAGCUCCGCCCACGCCGCGUCAUCGACGACCUUUCGCAGGUGUCACAUCCCGUACUUUCCACACACACUCACACACACACACACACUCACGAACACACACACACACUCACACUCCUGCGCCCUGUCACUUCCCGGAUCCAGAGUGUCCGAGCUGCUGUGGAAAGUUUUCAGAAGUUGGCUGUUGGAGGAGAGAAGAGGGAAGGAGGGAGGGAGGGAAGGAAGUGAGGACACAAGGGGGCCAGCUCGGUGAGCUCCACCGCUGCGCUCUCGCUCCACUCGGCACCGGGCAGCGGGCUGGUUGGUUGGUUGGUUGCGCGCCGCUGCGCUCUCGCUCCACUCGGCUCCGGGUCGGUUGGUCGUGCGCCCUUGGCCGCUGCGCUGCGGGGAUGUCGGCCGUGAAGGCGCUGCAGCAGUGGUGCCGGCUCCGGUGCGACGGCUACCGGGACGUGGCCAUCACCAACAUGACCACGUCGUUCCGGGACGGACUGGUGUUCUGCGCCCUCAUCCACACGCACCGGCCGGACCUCAUCGACUUCGAUUCGCUGAAGAAGGAGAACGUCUACGAGAACAACAAACUGGCGUUCAGGGUCGCGGAUGAGGAGUUGGGAAUUCCAGCUCUGUUGGACGCAGAGGACAUGGUGGCCAUGAAGGUCCCCGACCGCCUCAGCAUCCUGACGUACGUCUCGCAGUACUACAACUACUUCCACGGACGCUCCCCGAUCGGCGGUAUGGGAGGUAUAAAGCGUCCGGCGGAGGGCGCCAUCGCGGAUCAACCGUCUGGGAAGAAGAACCAGCCGGUGGUGGCCAGGGUGUUCCCCUCUUCUAAGCCCGCCAGAGAGAACAGCCCCCCCCCCUCCUCCAACCUCACAAGAGCCUCUCCUUCCCCAAAACCAGCCAGAAAAGCCACAAAGGACGUCCAGAUGGAGAGAGCGCACCACCCGACCGGGACCCUGAGUAACAAGUGUGUGUCCUGCGACAAGCACGUUCACUUGGUACAGCGACACCUGCUGGACGGGAAGCUCUAUCACAGGAGCUGUGCAAAGUUGUUAUCACCUACACACUCGACCGCACCUCUCAGAAGUUUACCCACAAACACUGCGUUGUCCAAAUUCACUCCUCUACCAGACGCGCCUAAAACCAGCACAACCGCCCCCGCCCCCGCCCAGACCCCCUCCAGACCGGGCCCAUCGUGGCUGAAGGAGAAACCCAGCAGCCCUCCCAGCUUCUCCUCCACUUUCUCCACUCCGCCUCCUCCUUCCCGGCCUCCUUCAGGCGUCUCCUCUGCUGCUAAGGAAAGUCCGAAACCUUCUGAGGAAAGAUGGAAACCUCCUGAGGAAAGUCCGAAACCUUCUGGGGAAAGAUGGAAACCUCCUGAGGAAAGUCCGAAACCUUCUGGGGAAAGAUGGAAACCUUCUGAGGAAAGAUGGAAACCUUCUGAGGGAAGUCCGAAACCUUCUGAGGAAAGAUGGAAACCUCCUGAGGAAAGUCCGAAACCUUCUGGGGAAAGAUGGAAACCUUCUGAGGAAAGAUGGAAACCUUCUGAGGAAAGUCCGAAACCUUCUGAAGAAAGUCUGAAACCUUCUGAGAAAAGAUGGAAACCUUCAGAGGAAGGAUCAAAUCCUUCUAAGGAAAGUCCAAAACCUUCUGAAGAAAGUCCGAAACCUUCUAAGGAAAGAUGGAAACCUUUUAAGGAAAGAUGGAAACCUUCUAAGGAAAGUCCGAAACCUUCUGAAGAAAGUCAUAAACCUUCUAAGGAAAGUCCGAAACCUUCUGAGGAAAGUCCGAAACCUUCUAAGGAAAGAUGGAAACCUAAGGAAAGUCCAAAACCUUCUGAGGAAAGAUGGAAACCUUCUAAGGAAAGUCCGAAACCUUCUGAAGAAAGUCAUAAACCUUCUAAGGAAAGUCCGAAACCUUCUGAGGAAAGUCCAAAACCUUCUGAGGAAAGAUGGAAACCUAAGGAAAGUCCAAAACCUUCUGAGGAAAGAUGGAAACCUAAGGAAAGUCCAAAACCUUCUGAGGAAAGAUGGAAACCUUCUAAGGAAAGUCCAAAACCUUCUGAAGAAAGUCUGAAACCAUCUAAGGAAAGUCUGAAACCUUCUGAGGAAAGUCUGAAACCAUCUAAGGAAAGUCAGAAACCUUCUGAGGAAAGUCUGAAACCUUCUAAGGAAAUAUGGAAACCUUUUAAGGAAAUAUGGAAACCAUCUAAGGAAAGUCAUAAACCUUCUGAAGAAAGUCUGAAACCUGAGGAAAGUCUGAAACCUUCUAAGGAAAGUCUGAAACCUUCUAAGGAAAGUCAUAAACCUUCUGAGGAAAGUCUGAAACCUUUUAAGGAAAGUCCGAAACCUUCUAAGGAAAGUCCGAAACCUUCUAAGGAAAGUCAUAAACCUUCUGAAGAAAGUCUGAAACCUUCUAAGGAAAGUCUGAAACCUUUUAAGGAAAUAUGGAAACCAUCUAAGGAAAGUCCAAAACCUUUUGAGGAAAGUCCGAAACCUUCUAAGGAAAGUCUGAAACCUUCUAAGGAAAGUCCAAAACCUUCUGAGGAAAGUCUGAAACCUUCUAAGGAAAGUCAUAAACCUUCUGAGGAAAGUCUGAAACCUGAGGAAAGUCUGAAACCUUCUAAGGAAAGUCUGAAACCUUCUAAGGAAAGUCCGAAACCUUCUAAGGAAAGUCAUAAACCUUAUAAGGAAAGUCCGAAACCUUCUAAGGAAAGUCAUAAACCUUCUGAGGAUAGUCUGAAACCUUUUAAGGAAAGUCAUAAACCUUCUGAGGAAAGUCUGAAACCUUCCGUGUCCAAACCCACGUGUGAACCCACCUUCGCGACGACCACCUCCGUCAGCACCAGGCCCACUCCCGCCCCUCGCACCUCGACCACGGCGGCCAAGACGGUGCAGUCCAAGCUCAAGUUCUUCCAGUUGGACGCAGGCAACACAGGCAACGAGGAGAAAAAGACCACGACCAUCAACGUGGAGGUCAACAAGGGGCCGCACGCGAGCGGUAAGGUGCAGGAGGCCGCGGCGGCUCAGGCGGUGACCGUGGUCGUGAAUUUUGGCGGCGCGGGCAAAAAGGAAGCGACUCCGGACUUGGACAGAGUCGGGCACAGAGCUGGAGCGGCCGUGAAGGAUGAAAAGGCGAGUUUGAAACCUGAAGAAGGUGAAAGCGACAAGACGAAGACGGCGGCGGCGACUUUCAUCUCCAAGAAACUGGCUGAGGAGAACAGCAGCAGCAGCAGCAGCAGUAAACCACCGUUGGUGACGGUAAAGAAAACUGACAAACCCCCUCAGGUGGAGACCCCUAAGAGGGAGACGCCGGGCACCAGGGGGAGGGUGAAGCUGAGAGCCGACCCGUCGCUGCUCGCCGACCUGCAGCCUCCGGACGAGCCCCCGGCCGCCGCCCCGAGCCCGGCCGGCAGGAGCGGGCCGGGAGCCAGGACUCCGGACGGAGGGGGCCCGGCCCCCAGCACCUCAGCAUCAGACAAAGAGGCUCCGGCCGACUGGAGGUCGCGGCUCAAACCCGUCGCCAAGGAAACAGCACCUGCUGGUCCUCCACAGGCGGCUAAACCGGGGGCGAACGCGCCCUCUGAUGUUUCCACCACGAGCACCGCCGCUGUCGCUCCAACGCCGUCGAAGGGAUUCCAGAAUGGUUGGAGAAGACAACCUGCAAACGGCACCACGUCGGAGGCGAAGACCUCCAAGGUGAAGCCAGACUACAUUCCCAAAGAGGACAUCAUGAAGGAGCUUCAGGACAUUGAAGACAAUUUGAACGAGUUGGAGAAGAGAGGAGUGGAGCUGGAGAUGGGGCUCCGCCGCAGCGAGGAUGAGGCUGAAGAUGACCCUCUCAUGGAUAAGCUCAUGGUCGAGUGGCUCAACUUGAUCAGGAACAAGCAGGUGGCCAUUCGCCGGGAGUCUGAACUGGUUUACAUAGGGAGAACCCAGGACCUGGAGGAGCAGCAGCCCAGCGUGGAGCUGGAGCUCCGGAGGCUGAUGGAAAAACCAGAACAUCUGAAAUCCGCCUGGGAGCGAAAGAGGGAAGAGGAGCUGAUGCACAAGCUGGUGGAGAUCGUCAACGACCGGAACGCGAUCGUAGACGGCCUGGACGAGGACAGACUCAGGGAGGAAGAGGAGGACGAGCAGCUGAACAAGAUGAUGAUGGAUUUCAACAUAAAGAAGGAGAAACCAAAGAAAAAGUCUCUAUUCACCUGGGGGAACAAGAAGAAGGAGGGAUGACGCCCUCCUCCAGACGGGGGCCGCCUUUCGAUUGUCUCCGCUGCUCUCGUCGUGGUCUCGGCGAUUCGCGGCACACAGCGGAGAACUGGAUCGUCUGUCGGUCUGUCAAAAAAAAAAAAGAGAAUUGCCCCUUCCCCUUCUGUCGACUGCAUCAGUCAAGAUCUGACGCUGCCACGCGGAUGACGUUGAGGGGGUGAACGACUCACCAGCAGGGAUGUGAUUUGGGUUCAGUGCUCCGCUUGUUAGUUUUUUAAUCCCCCUUCUAGUCGUAAUCUGUCGACUUAAUGCUCACACACACACACACACACACACACACACACACACACACACACACCCCCUUGUGUGCCUGAACGUCUCCUCACUUGUUCUUGUCAUUGAAAUGUUUUUGCUUGUUCACAGUAACACUGAUGCCAAUAGGGAACGAGACUCGUGGCGGAGGUCACACGGCGGUAUCUCCAACUUCAGGGCCGCCGUCUGACCCGGUUGUUAUUGUACCACAAGUUAUUAAUAAGCACAACUUUUCCGUGUACGUUUCUGUACAGGACAAAUUCGACGCCCCGACAUGACAAGUCAAGCGUCGAGCACGAGUUCCUCUUCAACUGAAAUCGCUUUAGGGGUUCGAUACCUGGUGGUUGAGGUUGUGACAUGGUUGAACGGGGGGGGGGGUUGCCUCUGAAAGUAUUCAAAUACAAGAGUGUCAGGAGGAAUUAUCAUUCUGUGGUUGCUGCGUUUAAACGUACCUGUGAUGAGCAGCCACUAGUUGGCAGAGAUUUAUUUUAAAGGGAUCCUAGGACGCGUGAUAUGCGUGUAGAAGUUCAGUCUUCACCUUUGGGAACAAUAGAUAUUUUUUUAAAUUCCAAGCCCGGAGGUACUUAAUAAUCAUUCAGAGCUUUUACCCUUUUUGUUUCACAGUCUUCCUCCCUCAGAUAUAAAAUGGAGAUAUAUAAAAAAAAUUCCAAUAAAGUGGAGUAAAAUUGAAAAAAUUGAUUAUAAGCUCUGAAUCGUCGUUAAGUGCACAUUUGAGCCUUUGAUUCUCCUUUCACACGCGUUUUUAAAAUGAUCUCAUGCACGCUUAAACAUAUUGCACUUAAGCAUAUUACAAUUUUACCCAGUUGAUACUGAAACGCAUUUGCGAGAAAGUCACUGGAAAUCAGCCUCUGGACUUUUUCUGUACAGUCGCGUUUGUACGUGUACGUUUGAGUUUUUGAUUUUAUGGUCGGUGGGAUAAAAAGAAAUCAUAAAAUCAAGUUUGUGUUACAUGAUUCAGUUUUAACCUAAUGGACUGUAUGUGUCUUGUGACAACUGAUCCAUAUUGGAUCUGUAUUUGUACAUGCAUUGCUUCUUUCUUAGCUUAAUUAACUGGUUUAAUGUUUCUAUUAUGUUUUUAUUUUUGCAGCGGCACUCAAGUUUUUUUCUGUGUGCGCGCGUCGGGACCGAACGGCUCACGUUUAACUGAACUCAUUGGUAGUAGAUGAAAUUUAAUAUUGUAUAUGUUAAUGACCUCUUUACGUUUUCUGUUUCUCAGGUGUCAAUAUUGUAUAAAAAGUUGGGACUCACGAUAGUCCUGAUUAUUAAUAAAUGGAGACAACUGACCUGGAUUUUUACAUAAA
This is a messenger RNA of Scophthalmus maximus (turbot), 6019 nucleotides long. Its product is annotated as MICAL-like protein 2. Lineage: Eukaryota; Metazoa; Chordata; Actinopteri; Pleuronectiformes; Scophthalmidae. Gene Ontology annotation, molecular function: protein binding. Bases 573 to 4409 code for a protein of 1278 amino acids. The record is from RefSeq and is a predicted model, not a curated record. The transcript is spliced from 17 exons.